AUGAGUUCAGAAGGCACGCCUACUAAUGAAGCUUCCCAAGAUGGUCGUAGAUCAACUAAAGCUAGGCCAGCACUAAAGUUCAAUGAAAAUCAUCGACCAUUAUUUGAAGCCGCAUCCAAAGGUGAUUGGAAAGCUGCCGAGCAAAUCCUCAAUGAAGAUUGCGAAGCAAUAACGGCCAAAAUUAUGACCUUUGGAAAUGAAUCCAUUACUGUGCUUGAUAUUGCGGUUAUGGCCGAACAAGAUCAAUGGGUCGAGAACCUAAUCCAACGCUUGCCUUCAGAAUACGAUAAUUCCUUUUUCAGGAGGGCCAUUUACAAUGCUGCACGAGGAGGAAGAAUAAGGAUGAUAAAGGCAUUAGUAGACAAUGAACCUAACAAAGUAUCCUAUGCCCUGUGGAUUGCUACUAGAUUUGCUCCUAUGCAAAAGGAGGUUAUACGGUACCUGGCCAGGCGUACAACAUCCACCCCAGAUUAUGAUACCAUGAGAAGCCUUAUUAUGGCCGGCCAUUUGGAUAUAGGCUUGAAUUUAGCUCGCCGCUACCCCGACGUAGCAAUAUCCGAAGAUCUCGAAUGCGAUAACAUUUUGGGAGCCUUGGUGAGGAUGGAGUCUUACUUCCGUAGUGGAGCUACACUCAAUUUUUGGGAAAGAUGUAUUUACAAAUGUAUUCCUCUAUAUUUGGUUGAUACAUCAUUUGAUUACUCCAAAGACAUGAAGACGGAUCGAGUAGCAUUAGCACUUAAGCGAAUCAAGAUAUCACUCUGGAAUCUUGCCACAAUAUCAGCACCUUUCAUCAAAAGGAUUGGCGAAUCGAAGUUGAGGCAUAAAUGCUCGUUUGAGCUUGCAAAUCUAGUUCUUAAAGUGAAGAAGACUCAUAUUGAAACUCUCGAAUUACUCGAGUUAUUGUUAAGUUCAGGCAUUGUCCUUGACGCAGCAUCUCGAGGAAUUUCUGAAAUUGUCAAGUCAUGUCUUAUCCAUUUUCCGGAGUUGAUGUGGGAUGACAAUUUUGCCAAAGAAUUGAUAAAAGUAGCUGUGAACGGACGGCAAGUUGAGUUGUAUAGACUAGUGAAGGCAUACAAUGGAGUUGCAAAAUUGAGUGACGAUGGUUUAACGAACCGCGACCUAAUGGAGGCAGUAGUAAAAUGGUCACCAGGAUGUGUACCGGCAGAUGUUUCUGGGGCAGCUUUUCUUAUGCAAAGGGAACUUCAGUGGUUUAAAGUACUGGAAGAUACGAGCGAUCCUUCUUUUAAAAGUCUGAAAUUGGUAGAAACAAAAGAAACGAGAGGGAAAACAUAUUGGGAAGUUUUUGUAGAACAACACGAUGAUUUACUCAAAGAGGCAAGGCAAUGGAUUAAGGAAACAUCAUCGUCUGGUAUCGUCGUUGCGACUCUCAUCACUACGGUAGCCUUCACUGCGGCCUUUACAGUACCAGGAGGCAACGAUGACAGUACAGGGAUCCCAAUCUUUUUGAAUAAGGGUUCAUUCUUGGUUUUUAUAAUUGCAGACGCUCUUGCUCUCUUCUCCUCUGUCGCUGCCAUCAUGAUGUUCUUGGCUAUCCUACUUUCACCCUGUGCAAUUGAAGAUUUCUACCACUCACUACCGAGAAAUCUGACACUGGGCCUCAGUCUUGUCUUUGUCUCUUUGCCCUAUAUGCUGGUGGCAUUCAGCUCUGCUAUUACAAUUAUCCUGAGCAACCAAUUGAAGUGGAUUUCCAUCCCAAUUACUUUGCUGAUGGUCUUCCCUGUUGGAUUGUUCUCAAUCCUACAGUUGCCAUCGUAUAUUGAAAUGGUCGAAUCCACUUAUUGGCCACGCCUCUACCAUCCCCUGAAGCGUUGGAAAUGA
This is a messenger RNA of Syzygium oleosum, 1839 nucleotides long. RefSeq lists its product as uncharacterized. Bases 1 to 1839 code for a protein of 612 amino acids. The transcript is spliced from 7 exons. The record is from RefSeq and is a predicted model, not a curated record. NCBI's taxonomy places the organism in Eukaryota, Viridiplantae, Streptophyta, Magnoliopsida, Myrtales, Myrtaceae.